GAAGGCAGAGCUCGGCUGCCGGGGCCCUGCAGCGAGCCGGGUCGGCCCCACGCCGCGCCCCGCCCACUCCGCUCCGCGGAGGGCGCACCCGGGCGAGGCGGCACCGGGAGGAAAAGGCGCCAGCAGAGAGCGGCGUCAGCUGCCAACGCCGGAGGGAGACGGAGAGCGCCCAGAGCCGCAGCCCACCGGCGUGGAGGCAACCCCCGCCCCUAGGCCACCUCUCGCCCGCCCCCUGCUGCGGGCCAAGGCCAGCGCCCCGCCCGGAGAUGGGUAGACGCGUGGAUGGCGUGGCUCUCAGCCCCGCCAGAUCGCAGGAGCCAGGCGCCGGGGCGCUGCGCUGAGGCUCCCGCUUGGUCGCUCGGCCGCCGCCCCGGAGACUCCUUCGCAGUGCCCAGAGCCCUGCUCCCGGGAGCUGCCCCGCCCCCAAGCUCGGCACAGCGCAGGACGCCCCGUCCGAGGCCCCCCCGCCCCGGCACGGCCCCCGCAGCGCAGCGCCCAGCGCAGCGCAGCUCCCCGCCGCUGUCGAGCCGCGGACGCAGGACCGGAGGCUCGCUCCUGCGGGCGCGCUUGUUUUCCUUGUGCCGCCUCGCCCUGCGCAGCACCCGCCCGCCCGAACGCCGCGUUCCGCUCCGCCCCGCCCGCCAUCCGUGCCCUGCGCUGGAUUUAUGAAUGGGGGGAAGAGGCCACAUGCCGCCGCCGCCGCCUUGUGUUGACCGCACGCAGCCCGGGCCCGCGGAGCUCCGGCUGCCGUGAGAGCGCCGGCCCGGCCCCGGCAGCCGCUUGGAGGACUUGUUGCUGCUGCGCUGCUUCCGCCGCCGCCGCCGCCGCCGCUCCCGGGUCUCGGCGGGGACUGGGAGCCGGAGGGUGGCCCGUGUGAGUGUGAGCGCGCGCAGUGCGCCUGGACAGUGCGCUUCCUCGUCUGUUGUGGGGUGCAGGGGGGCGUGUCCCGGGCCCCGAGCGUCUGGGUGUCCAGUGCUAGCGGGGGAAGUGUGUGUGUGCUAGCCCUGCCUCCCGGGCGCCUCGCUUGGGUCCUCGGCUCUCCUUUUCUCCUCCUGCCUCCCUCCCCGGCGCUGCCAGCCCAAACCCCAACCACCUGUGCCCCCGAGAAAUCCAACUCCUCCCGCUCCGCGCCCCGGGGGGGAGGCAGGGGCAGGGCCACGCCGCAGAGGGGGCCGCCGCGGCCUCCUGCCUCCUCCUGGUCUUCUCCCCCUCCCCCGUCUGACGCUGCCUCCUCUGGAAGGGUGUUUGGAGGGCAGCGGCCGCCCCAAGCCGAAGCCCCGCAGCGCUUCUUAUGAUCAGCUCGGUGUGUGUCUCCUCCUACCGCGGGCGCAAGUCGGGGAACAAGCCUCCGUCCAAAACAUGUCUGAAGGAGGAGAUGGCCAAGGGCGAGGCGUCGGAGAAGAUCAUCAUCAACGUGGGCGGCACGCGACAUGAGACCUACCGCAGCACCCUGCGCACCCUACCGGGCACCCGCCUCGCCUGGCUGGCCGAUCCUGACGGCGGGGGCCGGCCCGCGUCCGAUGGCGGUGGUGCAGGCAGCAGCGGCGGCGGUGGCUGCGAGUUCUUCUUCGACCGGCACCCGGGCGUCUUUGCUUACGUGCUCAACUACUACCGCACGGGCAAGCUGCAUUGCCCCGCCGACGUGUGCGGGCCUCUGUUUGAGGAGGAGCUCACCUUCUGGGGCAUCGACGAGACCGACGUGGAGCCCUGCUGCUGGAUGACCUACCGGCAGCACCGCGACGCCGAGGAGGCGCUCGACAUCUUCGAGAGCCCAGACGGAGGCGGCGGGGGCGCGGGGCCCGGCGACGAGGCCGGCGACGAUGAGCGGGAGCUGGCCCUGCAGCGCCUGGGGCCCCACGAGGGAGGCGCGGGCCCCGGCGCCGGGUCCGGGGGCUGCCGCGGCUGGCAGCCCCGCAUGUGGGCGCUCUUCGAGGAUCCCUACUCCUCCCGGGCGGCCAGGGUGGUGGCCUUUGCCUCUCUCUUCUUCAUCCUGGUGUCCAUCACCACCUUCUGCCUGGAGACCCACGAGGCCUUCAACAUCGACCGCAACGUGACGGAGAUCCACAGAGUGGGGAACACUACCAGCGUGCGCUUCCGGCGGGAGGUGGAAACGGAGCCCAUCCUGACCUACAUCGAGGGAGUGUGCGUGCUGUGGUUCACGCUGGAGUUCCUGGUGCGCAUCGUGUGCUGCCCCGACACACUGGACUUCGUUAAGAACCUGCUCAACAUCAUCGACUUCGUGGCCAUCCUGCCCUUCUACCUGGAGGUGGGGCUGAGCGGCCUGUCGUCCAAGGCGGCUCGCGACGUUCUGGGCUUCCUGCGCGUCGUGCGCUUCGUGCGCAUCCUGCGCAUCUUCAAGCUUACGCGCCACUUCGUGGGGCUGCGCGUGCUGGGCCACACCCUGCGCGCCAGCACCAACGAGUUCCUGCUGCUCAUCAUCUUCCUGGCCCUGGGCGUGCUUAUCUUCGCCACCAUGAUCUAUUACGCGGAGCGCAUCGGCGCCAGGCCUUCCGACCCGCGGGGCAAUGAUCACACCGACUUCAAGAACAUCCCCAUCGGCUUCUGGUGGGCCGUGGUCACCAUGACGACGCUGGGCUACGGGGACAUGUACCCCAAGACGUGGUCAGGCAUGCUGGUGGGGGCGCUGUGUGCACUGGCCGGCGUGCUCACCAUUGCCAUGCCCGUGCCUGUCAUUGUCAACAACUUCGGCAUGUACUACUCUCUGGCCAUGGCCAAGCAGAAGCUGCCCAAGAAACGGAAGAAGCACGUACCUCGGCCGCCUCAGCUGGAGUCGCCCAUUUACUGCAAGUCGCAGGAGACCUCGCCCAGGGACAGUACCUACAGUGAUGCCAGCCCCCCUGCCCCAGAAGAGGGUGUGGUUGAGAGGAAACGGGCAGACUCCAAGCAGAACGGCGAUGCCAGCGCGGUGCUGUCAGACGAGGAGGGAGCCGGCCUCACCCAGCCCCUGGCCUCCGCCCGCACCCCGGAGGAGCGCCGGGCCCUGCGACGCUCCGGCACCCGAGACAGAAACAAGAAGGCAGCUGCCUGCUUCCUGCUCAGCGCUGGGGACUUUGCCUGUGCCGAUGGUAGUGUCCGGAAAGGGUCCCCGGAACGUGGAUCCCAUGGAGCAUCUCAGGCAAGGAGCUGCGCCCCUCUGACCCACGUGCCUUUUCUUCACCAAGGCUGUGAAAAGUCCCGGAGUCUAAACAACACAGCAGGAGCUGCUGGAACCAGUCUGGGGCUAUCUCAACUGGCAUCGCGAUACAGCUCACCCUACCCUCCAAGAAAGCUCCUGCUCUCCCACCCCUUCCACCCCCUCACCAGCCCACCCCCUGGACACUCAGCCCCGUAGCUGGACCCUCGGCUCACCCCGCCCCUGGGCACACGCGCACAAACAGGCACACUCACAUGCCUCCAGCCCUCGUUCCUCCUGGGGCCUGCGGAAGCCAGGCAGGAUGCAAGAGAAUUCAGGGCCCCCAGGCCUCUCCUCCACAGCACCCAGCUCCCCAGAAUGUUCAGCUCUGGGACCUGAGAGGGAGGGAGAGAUUACUUCCAGGCCUUCUAUCCCGCUCGCUCCCGUCCUGAGCUGAGGGUGCCGUCACCCCCAGGACUGUGUCUCUGGGCCCUGCCUCCCCCUCAGGGUCCCACCUAGAUCACAGCAAAUGCAUUUCCAUCCCUCGGGGCCUUCAACCAGUAACCAAACAGCCUGCAACUGAACAUCUCUGUCUGUCUGUCUGUCAAUCCCACACCCAGACCAGCCAGGAAUAAGGCUGUCCCCUGGGGCAUCUCUGCCGGUGUGUGAGGGCUUGACUCCUUGGGGGAGCAGUGCCACCUGAUAUUCUCCAGCCCUGCCAUGGGGUGCAGGUGGGCGUUCCUAGAGUCAGAGCCCCAGGAUUGGCUGCCGAGGCGCGGGGAGGUCCUCCUCUCGGGGGUGGCGCCCAGCAGCGGAGCCCAGCAUCCCAUCUGCACCCCGAGCUGCAGUAUCGCUUGCCACGCUGCUUCCUCUGCUUCCCCGACAAUUCUUCUUCCUCUCCUGCUCCCUCCAACUCCCAGCCCUGCCUCUGAGUCACCUGCCGCUCCCACCCAGCCUCUGUGCUCUGUAUCGCUGCCAGAACCGGAGACUCAUCUAAUUUCUAUAAUUAAGUGUAUUCAUUUACCUAACGAGCCAGGGAGCACAACAGGUCUGUGAGUCAUUGAGUGAGCAGGGGUGCGCCCCGGGCAGGGGCAGCUGAGGGGAAGUGUAGGGACUGAAGCCAUCCUGCGCCCACCAGCUCCCUUACUGGCAGCCUGCCGCGCCCAGGGUGGGCCGAGCCGCAGGGGGCCCCUCCCCAGCGCACCAGCCAGGCGCUCCAGGACCUCCUCAGCCCAGGAACUCGGAACACCUCAGGCAAGACAUCGCCUGUUUCACCUGAUGGGAAUUAGACCUGACAGCAGAGCCGUGUGCCUGGCAAUUUUUAGAGUCAGAUUAUGCAACUUUGUCGAGGGAAUGACUAAGUAAGGUCCAUGUCUGCUCCUUCCAGAGUGGGCAGAGAUAGGUACCGCCAGACAGCAUUUUUGGGACUUGGCAGGAGGCUGGGGACUCUGGAGGCCACCCCAAAAGGUGAGCUGGGCAGAAAGGUCAGACCGUUUCAUGGCGCUGGAGGGGUGAUGAAGAGCCUGCUCCAGGAACAUCCCCAUUUCAAUGCCUUCUUCAGCCUUGGGCAGACACAGGGAUGUCCCUUCCAGGAAAGUCUGUUCAGGGUGGGUCCUGGGCUCCCCCAGCCCUGCUGUGGUCUGUGGGGCCUGCCUCCUGCUUGCUCUCAGAAUGACGAGAAGAAGAGCUGAGGAAGAUACAGGGGCGUCCAUGCCACUGCCCCUCAGAAGGGGACACGGACAGGGAAGCCCUGUGGAGCAGGACGGGGAGCAGGGCACCUUCGACCCUUUCAGCCCAGUCUGAGAGCCCAGCUUCUCUUCCGGGAGGAUGGGUUCGGUCCUGCCCCUGCCGGGCUCCCUGGUGCAGGGGUCCCGGCUCUGACAUGGACACGAUGAGCUGGGUGUCCGGUGUAACAUGGGCACCACAGCUAUUUUCUCCUCUCACUCGCCUUUCUGGUUCAGGGAACUGAGGCGGCUAUUUCUGUGGCAGCCCUCAAGUUGUCAGGAGCCCAAGUUUCCACGGCACCCACCGCCUCCUUCCCUCUCUUCCCUCCCACAGGGACGGGUAUGCUCAUGGCACCCCCAUGGUGGGCACAGAUGUCUCUGGGCGACAUGAUGCAGGAGUGCCAGGCUGGAGCCCCUAGUGCCUUGGGAGGUGGGCUCCCACACACCCCUCCUGUCUCUCUGGCUUCUGUAGGGUUGACACAGGAUUGAGCGUGAGCUGACGGGAGAGCUGAGUAGGCCGCCUGCCCCAGCUCCUCUCAGGGCCCUCGGAAAGGGCAAAGUGAGCCCUGGAGUUUACAGAGCCCCACUGUACACCAGGCCCUGCCUGGGGAGGCGGCUGCCUGCAUGGGCCUCAGGCUUGCCCAGGCCUCGGGCCUCCCUCCUCAGGAGAGGGCACUCCCUCCCACCCACAAUCUGAGAGUGCAGUUUGCUUUACCUUGGAUCUGGACUUGGACCUCUGCCCAUUACUUUGGCUUCUAACAGCCUUUCCCCUGCAGCUGGGGCCCAGCCCCUCCCCGCAGAGCAGGGAAGCAGCCCGGUUAGGAGUUGUUGCCCCUCCAGUUUGUACCAGGGCUGCUGACAACCCUAGAGGCCACUUCUCAGCCCCCAGGGCUUCUGAGAGGGGUGGCUGUGAGCUGGAGCCAGAGGGGAAAGUGCCUGUUCAGCCCAGAGCCCAGACUGCAUGGGAGUCAGAGGGGAGGCUGCAUAACAGCUCCGGCUGCCCUUUCACAGAGCCUCCUGGAAGGCGAGGGCCUCCUCUGCCCUGGCCAGAGAACAUCGCCUUCUCUGGCAUGAUGCCUGCCCCCGCAGCAGCCUCCUGCCUGCCCUACCUGCGCCCCAGUUGAGAAGGUAGGGGAAGGGAAGGCCCAGGCCACUGCCGUCCCAGGCUGAGGAGGAGAUGCCGAGAAGGGCUCACUGAGGGGUUGGGUUUCCUGCUGUCUCUCCUGAGAUGGGCACAGUCAUCCUCCCUGACCUUCCCCUUCAGCAUUCACCCUCCAGCUGCUGGGACUCUGUUCCUGCCAGAUUGAGGAAGGGGACUGGGCAAGACACGGCAGCACACUCAGGAGCCUUCCUCACCAGCCCCCUGGGACAAUGGACUAGCCCCAGGUGGUGAUGGCAGAUGGAGCUAUGUCAGGGGGGAGCACAGGCUGGGCAGGCAGCAGCCCAGGCGAUGGCCUGUGGGCUGUCAGCCCCCACCCUGCCAGGAACCUCUCCCACUGCCUCCAUGCCAGGCUGCAGAGCUGUGGUCCCUCUUCCCACUGCACUGCAGCUUUGAGGACCUGAGGUCUCCUGGUUCCUGGAGCUCAUUACCUAACAGGCACAGAGAUAAGCUGUAACAUCACCUAUGGGUCACCGUGGCCCAGUGCUGGGUUGGCAGAGGGGUGAUGAAGGGCUCACCCCCUUUCCUCCCUAUCCCCACUCUUCCUGGACUCUUAGCUCUGGGCCCCAUGCCUUCCAGCUCCGCUCCUGGCCUACUCCUCAACCCACCGCCUAUAGGUCAGCAGCUGCCUUCCUUCUAACAUCUCAUUCUUUGUUUCUCCCUUUCUUUUGCUGAACUCCUUACCCCCCCCCCCCCAAGAAGGCAAUGUUGAGCUGAAAGUGUGCGUCCCAGUGUCUCACACCCUGUGCUCUUUAAACACAGAGACCUGCCAAGAUGCCCUCUCGUCCAACU
Balaenoptera ricei (Rice's whale) is the source of this 6808-nucleotide messenger RNA. It is a transcript of the gene KCNC4, whose product is annotated as potassium voltage-gated channel subfamily C member 4. The transcript is spliced from 4 exons. NCBI's taxonomy places the organism in Eukaryota, Metazoa, Chordata, Mammalia, Artiodactyla, Balaenopteridae. The coding region runs from base 1292 to 3352 and encodes 686 amino acids. The record is from RefSeq and is a predicted model, not a curated record. Gene Ontology annotation, molecular function: protein binding; delayed rectifier potassium channel activity. Gene Ontology annotation, cellular component: voltage-gated potassium channel complex; axon; dendrite membrane. Gene Ontology annotation, biological process: potassium ion transmembrane transport; protein homooligomerization.